Messenger RNA from Centruroides sculpturatus (bark scorpion), 1606 nucleotides. Its product is annotated as cysteine-rich venom protein Mr30-like. The coding region runs from base 141 to 1385 and encodes 414 amino acids. NCBI's taxonomy places the organism in Eukaryota, Metazoa, Arthropoda, Arachnida, Scorpiones, Buthidae. The record is from RefSeq and is a predicted model, not a curated record. The transcript has 10 exons.
UGGCAACUCGAGAUGACGCUCUAUAACAUUUCUGCGCAUGACUUAACGUUUUAAAAAUCAUUGGUCCAAUAGAAUAACCAGACGAUAUUUAUUCUAGAAGUUUCGAAGACGAAGGAAGAAUCAUUCAAAGUUUAGCAAAUAUGGAUAAUCGUCCGUAUAUAUUCUUCGUUAUUUUGUUCAUGAAUUUCAAUUGGAGUUUAAGUGAAAGCCUAAUUACUCUAUCAACAGAUACGACGUCUUUCACUUUUUAUGAAAUGAGAAAGUUUAUAACACUUUUAAAUGAUGUUAGAAGUAACGUUGUUCCUAAGGCUGCUAACAUGAAUUUUGUGCAAUGGGAUGAGAUAUUAGCAAAUAAAGCUGGAAAAGAUGUUGCUUCCUGUCAUUCGCAACCUUCAGACCACAAGAUUGUUUACAGAGGAAAUCAUUCAGGUCUGGAUUCCGUCAUAGAAGCUUGGAGUAAUGAAUUCAUUACAUAUAAUAUUCAAGGCAAUAGAUGUGUCGAACGAAACUUAUGCGAUGCUUAUCUAAAGAUAAUUCAAGCUGAAGUAAAUAAGAUUGGAUGCGGAAUAAAUAAAUGUUGGAAUGACAAUGAAUAUUUGAUCUUGUGUUAUAUGGAUCUAGUAUUAUCCAAUACAACAAGAACAAAACCUUAUUUAGUAGGUAAACCAUGUUCUGCUUGUAAAACCCAUCUUUGCACACACAAUCUCUGCGUGAAUAAAGAUUUGUGUAUGAAAUACAACUUGAGUUGCAAGUGCAACUUAUAUUGUCAUAAUUGUGGAGUACUGGAUACUUCGAAUUGCAAAUGUCAAUGUAAAAAUGGAUGGGAUUCGUUUGACUGUUCUAAAGUUUGUCAAGAUGAAAAUAGGAAUUGUACAUAUGAAUCUUGCGAAAUUUUUGACUCGGAAGAAAAACAUCCUUGCAGAAAAACCUGUGGUUUCUGUAGAAACUUCGAGGAGCAUUCAAAUAAUUCCAGUUGCGAUGAAAGAAGGGAAGAAUUUGUAAUUAAACAAAAACAUGAAGAACCACAAUUCACGAAGAAUAAUAAUGAAACACCAACAGCUGUUAAUCCUGGUUCAUUUAUAAAUGGACAGUUCCAGAACGAAUCGGCAUUGAGAGUCGACUUUGCAGCAACUACAAAAACACCAAAAAAUACAGAAACACCUAUUGAAUUUGAAUAUGCAGAACCUGAAAACGCAACUUCUAAUGCCAUGACCAGCACUAGAAUGACAGGUAACAAGACCGGUGAUUCCAUGACUACGGAAUUGGUUUUUGAAGACUAUGAGUUUCCAGAUUCUGGUGCAGGAAAAGGUUACAUUAUUUGGCCUACUUUGAUAUUUUUUGUGGUGGUAGCAUCAGCAGCCUUUGCAACGUCGACAAAGCUAUAAAAUCAAUUCUUUUUUCUUCUUUUAGUUUUUAGUUAUCUAAACUUAAAAUUUUUUCUUUGGGAGUUAAAAUAUUUUUCGUCAUUUAGCAUGCUGUUUAAAGUGUGUUUUAAUAUUUAUUGGAAGAUUAAAAUAUUUUAUGCGUAUGAUAUUAAUUUAAGUUUUUUUUCUUUUUAUAACUUAUCAAAGUAAUUAUAUAAUCAACUUUCAAAUUUAUCAAAUAA